AUGUCCAAAGCAUCCAUUUCCAAUGUUUUAAUAGCUGGUCUAACAUAUUCUCAGGGCACCGGGCGUCUCGGUCCACCAACCAUCAAGCAUUUGUUACUAAAUGGGUUCAACGUCAGCGUGCUGACUCGCGACCCCUCAUCAGCAAAGCUUCCCAACGAAGUCCAAGUCAUCAAAGCAGAUUACACCUCGGUCGAGACCCUCACUCCCAGCCUGACAGGACGCGGUUUCGAUGCGAUAGUCAUCAUUCUCAAUCGACUCGCUUAUGAUGCAUCGAUUAUCACAUUGCAAGCCGCCGUCAACGCUGGUAUAUACCGAGCUAUCCCGUCUUAUUUUGGCGUGUCGAUGGGUAACCCCGAGAUCGCCAACAUGCCUUUCAUGAGGACAAAGCUCCCUGUGUAUAGAGACGUUGAAGAUAAAGCCACAAAGGGCCAAAUCACGUACACUGGUAUAAACACUGGCAUGUUUCUUGAUUGGGUUCUCGAUGAAGAUAUCUUUGUCGGACUCUCGGGCAAAAUACCAACCCGUGUGGCAGAUGGCGGGGAUAUUCCAAUGUCCGCGAGUACCCUUGAUGACAUUGGAAAGGCCAUCGCAGCAGUUCUUUCGAAGCCCGAAGAAACUGUCAAUAAAGUCUACUACAUACACACAGUAGUGAUGACACAGAACCAAGUCUUGGACUACGCUCGUGAAGCUGCCCCGGAAAAAGAGUUCGUUGUCGAGCAAGUUGAUACAGCAGUCCUGGUUGAAACUGCGUGGAAGCGAUGGGAACAAGGCAUCAGAGACCGCAUUUCGACCCGCGACUUUGUCAUACGAGCGAGCUAUGGUCUAGGUAAUGGGUUCUUUCACAAGACAGAUAAUGCGUUUUUGGGUAUUCGUCAGUGGGAUGACGAUGAGCUCAAAAAGGAGAUAUUCAGGCGCGUCCACGCAAAUUCGACCGCCACUUGA
Fusarium graminearum PH-1 is the source of this 942-nucleotide messenger RNA. RefSeq lists its product as uncharacterized. Bases 1 to 942 code for a protein of 313 amino acids. The transcript is spliced from 2 exons. NCBI's taxonomy places the organism in Eukaryota, Fungi, Ascomycota, Sordariomycetes, Hypocreales, Nectriaceae. The record is from RefSeq and is a predicted model, not a curated record.